AUGGCUACCACCACCAUUGACAUUGUUCACCUCAAUGCUCUGUCUAAUUUUCCUAUCAAACUCACCCCCCUCAACUUUUCUGUCUGGAGACGCCAAGUUCAGUCUACCUUGGUUGGCUUUAAUCUCCUGGGAUACAUCGAUGGUUCUAUCAAAGAACCAGCAAAAUUCAAUGAUACUGCACAAACAACUCCGAAUCCAGCACAUUUGACUUGGUAUCGCCAAGAUCAGAUAAUUACCAGUGCUUUACUUGGGAGCUGUUCAGACACCAUACAACCUCUUAUAGCUUCCGCACCCACUGCGUGUGAUGCCUGGCAACGGCUCGUUGCUAACUAUGCUAGCGCCUCCCGAGGACGGAUCAUUUCCCUCAAGGCCAAGCUUACUAGAAAUCCGAAGGGUAAUCGGUCAGUCACCGCUUUUUUGAAUGACAUGCGCUCAAUAGCUGACGACCUCGCCCUGGCUCAAUGCCCUAUUUUUUAUGAAGACAUGGUUGUGUACAUUUUAACACAACUAGGGGACCAGUACAGCUCCAUCGUGUCUUCCGUUCGUGUCCGUGACAAACCCAUUUCUUUGGGAGAAUUAGCCGAUGCACUCACAGAUCAUGAGCUUCAGUUGGCUGAAGUUGAUGAUGCUCGCCAAUCUCUUUUGGCUACUGCCAAUGCCUCCUAG
Ipomoea nil (Japanese morning glory) is the source of this 666-nucleotide messenger RNA. RefSeq lists its product as uncharacterized. Lineage: Eukaryota; Viridiplantae; Streptophyta; Magnoliopsida; Solanales; Convolvulaceae. Bases 1 to 666 code for a protein of 221 amino acids. The transcript has a single exon. The record is from RefSeq and is a predicted model, not a curated record.